AUGUCUUCAACACUUCCUGCUCAACAACUCAAAUCCGUUUACGAACAUACCACUUACCAAGUUUCGAACUCCAAAGGCUAUGGUGCCGACUGGGUUGACCCACGCCUCCGAGUCGACCUGACCUUGCGAGGACUGACAACUUUGGAAAUCCGCUCGCCGUCCGACGCGUACUGUCCUCGUGUCCGCCGCUCUGCACUAGACCUACGGUCUAAUUUCGAACACGUGGACACUGUUUCGACAUGGAGGAACCUAUCCAUCGCUCAAGCAGAGGAAUUAUGCUUCUGGGAGAAGGCCUUCCAGCAGUCACUGGAAGAGCUAGUUGCAAGAGUCCUGAUGGAAGCUUUUGUAGAGCAGGAAAAUGGUAGCAAAGGUCGCUCACUGGACGAUAAUUCGCUAAUAUGCUGCCUGUUCCAAUACAUCAAAGCACUAGAGGUAAAGACUGUAUACGUCGACAUGGAGCAACUUAUACGUGGCAUGAUUGACCUAUACUACGAGGAUGAGAUGCAUCAAAAGCAUGGUUGGUUUGUCUCCAGUCGAAAUCUGCCCGCGGCCAUCUGCAACUUCCUCCGGACCCGUGACUGUUUCAAGGAGAGCUACCCCGAUCCGCAAGUCAGAGUCAGCUUCUCAGCGAAGAAAGUGCCGAGCGAGUUCAGACUCGACAUUCUCGGCGAUAUAAUGUGGUUCGCACCGGAUGUGAGGCCGAUGGGCCUUCCAGAAAUGUCAUCUCCAGGCUCCGAAAUUCGAGUGGCCCCACAAUACCUGGAGCAUAUCCUUGCAGAUCAGUGGAGCUCGUAUCCUGUUGACUCGGAGUACGAUAUCGUGUCCAAAGGCAAGCUGUUGCUUGCAUGGGAUCAGUCUAUUCAAGGCUUUCGAGGAAUCGUUCCAGGGCGCAGUACCCGAAACCACCGAACCAGCCCGACCAGGACAGGUCACUCGACAGGCCAGCAUUCCACAAGCCUUGAUCAGCUUGAUAUCAUGGAGGUGACUCUGACUGUCAACCUGACCAAAUCCUUCCCUGGAAAUGUUCGUUUCGAACUGGAAUCUCGAUUCAAAGUUCGCGUCCGUAUUGCUCCGUCACCGCACAAGCCUCAUUGGCUCCCCGAACACCAGGACAACCGGCUGUCGGUAGACGCUUUCAGUCCGUCUGCCAUCAACCGUUUGCAAGAUGAUAUAAACACUAAGGCUCUGCCAAAGCUCAAAUACGAGUAUGGUGCGCGUGGCGAAAAGCAACAUACGCCACAGCGUAUCAGUUCUUGGAUUGCAUCAUUUGAGAACACUCCGGUCUCUAAGCGUGGUGGUUUUGAAGAUGAAGGCAAACCGUUUUCCAAUCCACUGCAUCGAUGGCCGAAAGCGUGCAACCGCGGUGCUGCCGUCUCUGGCAUCAAUGUUCAGCACUUGUUCAGCGGGGAUCCCAGAAGUCCAGCAGGAAGAUCGGAGCCCAUUUCUUUACUCCGGUUGCCUUCCCCCACGAACCCAGUCAGCAAGGGCCACUUUCACGAUGGAGAGCCUUGUGAGCUAGUCAUCCAACCGUUGUCUGAAGAUUCAGACCCGGGUUCAGAUGCCCCGUUGGAGAUGGCAGUAUAUCAUCGCGGCGGAGGGCGAGAAAGAACAGCCAAGAGAUCAUUCUCUGAGCACAGCGAAGUAUCACUACCUGAUAUAAGACCAUUGGCGUUUGGUUCAUUACUCCGGAAGAAACACAUUCGGGCCGACCCCGCGCAGAAGGCAAAGAAAGAAGCUGUUUCUGCUCAGAAAUUUCAGGAGGACGAAAUCCCAUUGAUGCAGGAUAUGGCGCCUGGAGACGAGCAUACGAGCGUCUUCGAACACCGUGGUUCUUCCAAAAAGAGUCAACUCUCCAAACGAAAUUCCGACCUGUUUCUAUCUUCGUAUGAUGGCGACUCUGAAAACCAAAUUCGAGAGUACGAUCUGCGUGCUAGUCCUGUAAUGAUUCCCUAUCCAGACACCAACGAAAAGUCUAAGCAGAUGAACGAUCACUUCGGGUUUCCUCCAGUUCCUUCAAGGUCACACCAGAAGUGGGCACAAGAAGUGAAGCAACGCCAGCUGGAUCAACGUUCUCAGCGGCUUUCCAAGGCUCUCGGGAUUGUAUCAGAUCGUCUCGCGGCCAAUAAAGCCUCUCUGUCCGCCUUGAAUCAUGCCCUCAAGGGAAAAUCGAAAGCGGGGAUCAACCUCGAUGCCUGCCCUUUCGUCGGGAGCUGUGAUCCAGAUCGGAAACCCAAACGCAGGUCAGCCAAGCCCCCAUUCGAUAUGUUGCGCGAAGAUCCUGAGUGGGCUGCCCAGCUUGCGCGUUUGGACCCGGAGCUUUAUGGAGACAAUUUUGCGGAUCAGCUUAUCGAGCCAGUACAUAAAGGUCCUGCGUGGGUUGCCCAGCUUGCACGUUCUGAUCCGGAGCUUUAUGGAGACAACUUGGCGAAACAUCCCGUCGAUUCAACGCGCGGAGGUCAUGAGUGGGCUGCUCAACUCGCACGUUUCGAUCCCGCGCUUUUCGCAGACAAAGUCAAUCUGUCGAGGAAAGACAGCGUCACGCAUCCGAAAACACCUUCGAAGAGCCCCUUGAAUAAGUCGGCUCGGCCACGCCGCAUCGUCACGCCUAAGCAGUCACAGAUCCAGGCGAAUUAUGAAGUUUUCCUGAGACAGAAGGCAGAGAUGGUCAGAUCGGACACGGAGGAGAAUUUUGCUAAGUGGAUAAUGGAACGCAAUAGCAGUCAAGAUUGGGGAAGCGAAACACUUGGCGAUGAGGACGAGCAAGACGAUGAGGAUUUGAUGGGAGAAAAUGACGACGAUAAGCUCAUGGAUGAUGGCAACCUUGCGGACGAUGAGGGAAUGCCGGCAUAGAACAUAUUGGUACGGACACUAUUAGGAUGCGAAGGGCUUUCAGUUCGAGUGUUGAUUUCUUUAGGUUCUGCGAGUCACUGUUUCUUUGGUAGCGUUUUGGGUAUUGCUAUUCGUUAUGCGGCUUCAUUCGGCUUUUGGCACUCCUUCUCUUCAUUCUGCUUUUCUACCCUUACGGCUUCUGCUUGAGAUUGGUAUCAAAUCAAAUCUGUUCUACCACUCAGAAUGUGACUACUGCC
This is a messenger RNA of Mytilinidion resinicola, 3086 nucleotides long. RefSeq lists its product as uncharacterized. The record is from RefSeq and is a predicted model, not a curated record. The transcript is spliced from 3 exons. Bases 1 to 2850 code for a protein of 949 amino acids. NCBI's taxonomy places the organism in Eukaryota, Fungi, Ascomycota, Dothideomycetes, Mytilinidiales, Mytilinidiaceae.